Molecule: messenger RNA, 843 nt
Organism: Ornithodoros turicata
Lineage: Eukaryota; Metazoa; Arthropoda; Arachnida; Ixodida; Argasidae
Exons: 1
Coding region: 1-843 (280 amino acids)
Biological process (GO): DNA integration
Molecular function (GO): nucleic acid binding
Source: RefSeq, a predicted model, not a curated record
AUGGUGGAUCGUUUCACCAGGUGGCCAGAAGCGGUGCCCAUCAUCGACAUGCGUGCCGAGACCGUUGCCCGCGCUCUUCUCGCCGCCUGGAUCUGCCGAUACGGGACCCCUGACCAAAUCGUCACCGACCGCGGGGCUCAAUUCGAGUCUUCCCUCUUCCAUGAGCUCUGCAGUCUUCUUGGCACGACGCGCACACGCACUACUGCCUACCAUCCUUGUGCCAAUGGUCUGGUAGAACGUUUUCACCGGCAGAUGAAAAGCUGCUUCCGUGCCCUUCGCCAUCCCGAAAAGUGGGCCAGCGCUCUCCCACUCAUUUUGCUCCACGUACGAGCAUGCCUCAAGCCGGACCUGGGCUGCUCUGCCGCCGAGCUCGUUUUCGGCACGCCCCUACGCCUUCCGGCCGACCUCGUCACCCAGCAACCUCCCGCCUCUUCUGAAACCCAGCCGCAAGCCACAAGCCACCCUGAGUACGUCUCGCUCCUCCGUGACGUCUUCAAGACCCUUAGGCCUGCUUCCCCAUGGUUCCCUUCUGGCCGGAACUCUUACGUUCCAGCCGCUCUCGCCGAGGCCACACACGUUUUUCUCCGGGCUCCAGCACCUCGCAAGUCCCUAGACCCCCCCUACACAGGACCCUACCGUGUCAUCUCCCGGUCCGACAAGACCAUGGUACUUGACCUAGGCGGCCGCCAGGACACAGUUUCGGUCGACCGCGUCAAGCCGGCCUUCGUGGAGAACGAAGACUUCCCUCUUGCCCUCCAGACCGUCGACAUUUCGCCGCCUUCCCCUAAGCCCAAGCGCGUUUCCUGGGGACCAGCUCCAGCGAUGCGCCUCCGUCGCAUCUGA